Zea mays is the source of this 1570-nucleotide messenger RNA. RefSeq lists its product as uncharacterized. Bases 174 to 1388 code for a protein of 404 amino acids. The transcript has 8 exons. Gene Ontology annotation, biological process: protein ubiquitination. Gene Ontology annotation, molecular function: ubiquitin-protein transferase activity. The record is from RefSeq and is marked validated. Gene Ontology annotation, cellular component: nucleus. Lineage: Eukaryota; Viridiplantae; Streptophyta; Magnoliopsida; Poales; Poaceae.
GUUCGUGUUCCUCGCGUGCGCGGAUCGGAUCGGUUCCUCUGGAUUGGCGCGCACGCUCAGCAAGUAGUAGCAGGUCUUUCGCCGUCGCAUGUUACUGCAGCAGGCCACCGGAAGAGCGCGCCGUCAUCAGCUAGCUGCCUCCUCCUCCUCGUCGUCUCGACCACCGGCGGUGGAUGGGCGGCGUGCUCGGCGCGCUGCUGCACCGGCGGUCCGGGGGCAGGCCGCCACCGGCGCGGGCCACGAGGCGCCGGGCGCUCACCCGCCAGCCGUCGGCCUAUGACGCCGGCGGCGGGCACCGGAGGGCGAUGCUGUCCAAGAAGUACUCGUACAUACCGGACACCUACACGUCGCUUGACGAGGUGGCGGCGGCGCUGCGCGAGCAGGGGCUGGAGUCGUCGAACCUCAUCCUGGGCAUAGACUUCACCAAGAGCAACGAGUGGACAGGGAGGCAGUCGUUCGGCGGGCAGAGCCUGCACAGGGUCGGCGACACGCCCAACCCCUACGAGCAGGCCAUCAGCAUCAUCGGCAAGACGCUGGCUCCCUUCGACGAGGACAACCUCAUCCCCUGCUUCGGCUUCGGAGACGCCACCACCCAUGACUACAACGUGUUCAGCUUCCACCCGGACAACUCGCCGUGCCACGGCUUCGAGGAGGUCCUCGCCUGCUACCGCAAGAUCGUGCCGCACCUCAAGCUUUCCGGGCCGACGUCGUUCGCGCCCAUCGUGGAGGCGGCCGUCGACAUCGUGGACCGGAGCGGGGGGCAGUACCACGUGCUCGUCGUGGUCGCGGACGGGCAGGUGACCAGGAGCGUCGACACCGGUGACGGCGACCUCAGCCCGCAGGAGAAGAGAACGGUAGAGUCCAUUGUCACGGCAAGCUCCUACCCGCUGUCCAUCGUUCUGGUUGGGGUCGGGGACGGCCCCUGGGACGACAUGCGCAGAUUCGACGACAAGCUCCCCGCGCGCGACUUCGACAACUUCCAGUUCGUCAACUUCACCGCCAUCAUGGCCCGCGCCGCGACGGCACAGCAGAAGGAGUCGGCGUUCGCGCUCGCCGCGCUCAUGGAGGUCCCCAUCCAGUACAAGGCCACCAUGGAGCUCGGCAUCCUGGGACGGUCCACGGGGAACGCCAAGCGAGUCGCCCCCGCGCCGCCGCCACUGCCGCACGCGCAGCGGCAGGCGUCGUCGCUGAGGAGGGGCGCCAGCAACGUCGGCGGCGCCGCCGCGGCGCCGAGAGAUGACCAGGUGUGCCCGAUCUGCCUGACCAAUGCCAAGGAUCUGGCGUUCGGCUGUGGGCAUAUGUGCUGCAGGGAGUGCGGGGAAAGCCUCACCAGAUGCCCGAUAUGCCGGCAGCCGAUACGGUCGAAGCUGAGGCUAUAUUCAGGAUGAAGUGGCUAUGCUACAACAGAGGCCACGAAGAGGAAAAAGGAUAUAUAGCUUACUCGCCGUUAAAAUGUACAUGUGAAUCUGUCAAAACGUGUAAGAAGGAACCACCGGUCGAGGUCAGUCCUGUUCGUCUCCAAAUUUGGAUGAACCGAUGUUCCAUUUUGUCACAAAAGAGGUUCUUUACU